CGCUCCUGUCCAAGAUAAGCACAAACCUGGAAAUGCAUUUGCGCUCAACUAUGUCAUCACAGUUCCUUAUCUUCGCGGUGUUCGCAGCAAUAGCCUUCUCAUCGCCUGUGAGUUCUGCGAGGACGUUAGACUUGCCAGAGAUGUCCACAGGCCCCACUGGCGGAACCGGAAGCCCGGAUGGAGCCACUGGCUCAGGCCACGGCCCCAACUGGGACUACAGCUGGGGCUGGGGUUCAAGCCCGGGGAGUGGCUGGGGCUACGGUUCGGGGUCUGGCCAUUCACCCACAGGAUUCGGCAAGGGAUUUGGGUACGGCUUUGGUUCGGGGACAGGAUCAGGAUCUGGGUUCGGGUAUGGUUCAGGGGGUGGCGGUGCUCACGGCGGAGGCUCUGGGUACGGAAGUGGUUCUGGCAGAUCUGGAGGUGCUGGAGCAGGCGGCGGGAGCGGCAAUUCUGGUGGAUCCGGCGGUAAAUCCCCGUCAUACCCUAGAGACAGAGACCACCGUACUUAAUAUGCUGAGACGAUCGGUUCAAGAAAGAAUUUACCUUCUAGAGAAAAUAGGGUCCUCAGGGUCGUAACGCGUGCAUCAUGUACGAAAUCAUGUCUUCAGCAUGAGAAAUAUAUAUUUAUAUAUAUGUAUAUAUAUGGCAACAUAAUGUCAGCAGAAUAGUACCAAUCUCCAUCUUUUCUACCA
Messenger RNA from Eucalyptus grandis, 692 nucleotides. Its product is annotated as putative glycine-rich cell wall structural protein 1. The record is from RefSeq and is a predicted model, not a curated record. NCBI's taxonomy places the organism in Eukaryota, Viridiplantae, Streptophyta, Magnoliopsida, Myrtales, Myrtaceae. The coding region runs from base 33 to 509 and encodes 158 amino acids. The transcript has a single exon.